Molecule: messenger RNA, 1050 nt
Organism: Purpureocillium lilacinum
Lineage: Eukaryota; Fungi; Ascomycota; Sordariomycetes; Hypocreales; Ophiocordycipitaceae
Source: RefSeq, a predicted model, not a curated record
AUGCCCCAGGAAAGCUUCUCGAGCCGCUGGGAUGCUGCCGAUGCGCCUUUGCAUCCAGUGGGGGUUCCAGGGUCCUGGUCGGUCUGGCUUGGCGACUGGGCCCUACCACGGACUGGGUACUUGUCUGAAAAGCAAUGUUCAUCUGCCGCAGCCCGUGCAUCUUACCUCCCCCCGGCCUUGCUUGAUCUUCCGGUGACGUGCUCUGCGGGUAGGGAGGAUGCUUUUCAAGAUAUCAUGACCGCACCUCUUUCCCCCUUCUGCCCGGGCUGUAUCUUCCACUUCAACUGCUCUGCACAUCUCCUUCUUGGUCAAAACCCCUUUCCCCGCGUACGUUCUCCCUGGCCUGGACCACUUUUGCUCCGUGCAACCUCGUCCUCUUUGGACAAGCUCGUACGUGUUGGCUCCGCAAGUCUAGAGCUAGACGCAGGGCAAGAAGACACUUGCAUGAGCCGUGCCAGUCCCCAAAAGAAAUGCACCCGUCCUGUUUCUCAUCCCUCUCGCCUUUUCCCAAUCUCACCAACGUCUGAAUCAAGACAGCUCGCCCUUGACCUGAUCGUGUGGCAGCCUCCGCGCUAUCCCGCCACCUUCUAUCGGCCGUCUUCCAGACCAACCUCUACAACGGCCUGGCUCUGCUCUUCCAACAAACGCCUCGCGCAGCGUGUGUCGACUGUCAUUUCCCUCCCUGCGAACGGCUCAGGUACCUGCAGAACGGCACAUCGCAUCUCCACCGCUCAAGGGACGACGUCCGUUUCUCACCGUUUUUGGACCGAUCACUGCAGGCCAAGCUUGCCAUGUAAGUCUACGCCCCCAAGCAACCUACACGCCCACGCCCAAAAAGAGGCAAACGACAGCGCGUUCCUCCGCGGGCUGAGCUCUGCACACCGUUGCUUCAGGAAUUCAUGCUUGUUCAUCGCUGCCGCCCGGCCCAAUAAGGCGGCACUUUUAUCGGUCCUCUUCCGUGUCCUUCAAGCCUUCUUAGCUUGCUGCCUCGCACGUUCGAGAGAGGCUGCACGACAAGGGCAAAGCAUUCUGCUCUCUUUGGGAAUGUAA